Neltuma alba is the source of this 861-nucleotide messenger RNA. Its product is annotated as V-type proton ATPase subunit E2. The record is from RefSeq and is a predicted model, not a curated record. Gene Ontology annotation, molecular function: proton-transporting ATPase activity, rotational mechanism. Gene Ontology annotation, cellular component: proton-transporting two-sector ATPase complex, catalytic domain. Lineage: Eukaryota; Viridiplantae; Streptophyta; Magnoliopsida; Fabales; Fabaceae. Gene Ontology annotation, biological process: proton transmembrane transport. Bases 1 to 681 code for a protein of 226 amino acids. The transcript has 6 exons.
AUGAACGACGCAGAUGUGUCAAAGCAGAUCCAUCAGAUGAUCAGAUUCAUUCGCCAAGAGGCUGAGGAGAAAGCUAACGAGAUCUCUGUCGCUGCCGAAGAGGAAUUCAACAUCGAGAAACUCCAAUUAUUUGAAGCUGAGAAGAGAAAGAUCAGGCAAGAAUACGAACGGAAGGCCAAACAGGUUGACAUUCGCAAAAAAAUUGAAUACUCGAUGCAGCUGAAUGCAUCGCGUAUAAAAGUACUUGAAGCACAAGAUCAAGUGGUGAAUUCCAUAAAGGAAUCUGCUAUCAUGGCGCUUUCGCGGAUCUCUGAUGAUAAGAAAGUGUACAGAAAUCUGAUGAAAACGUUGAUUGUCCAGGGUCUGGUGCGGCUUAGGGAACCGGCAGUGAUACUGCGGUGCAGGGAGGUUGAUCGGAAGCUGGUGGAGUCGGUGGCGGAUGAAGCCAAAAAGGAAUAUUCAGAGAAAGCUAAGGUGCAGCCGCCAAAGAUCACGAUCGAUGAACGAAUUUAUCUGCCUUCAGCUCCCAAAUCCGGCAACUCGCACGAACCUUCCUGCUCCGGAGGAAUAGUAUUGGCAUCGGAGGAUGGCAAGAUUGUGUUGGAGAACACCCUUGACGCAAGGCUUGAUGUCAUUUUCCGCCACAACCUCCCUCAGAUCCGGAAGCGCAUUUUAGGUUGAAGAGACCAUGCAUGGGAAUUUGAGGAAUGGCAGGGAUAAGACAAUCCUUGUUGGACACCUUUACUUUAAUUCUUCUUGAGCUAGACCUACCAAACCAUGUUAAAAACUAAUUUGUUUUUGCUUCUGCCUUACAAGUUGCCGUUGCCUGCUUCUAUACCUUUUUUCCCGUUGGGAAAAAUC